CCCGCAACUCAGAGGCACUUGAAGUUCGUAGCCAUGGUAUGUUCNAGGGGGGUAGGAACCGUCAAUUUUACGAACGGAGCACCGGAGCACCCCCGGGUCAUCCCAUGACAUUGAAACCCAAUGUCAUGGGAACCUUGGUGUUUUUAAUCAGGGGACAUCAACACGAAAGUAGAAUACAUAAUAUUUAAAGAGAUAAGAACCAUCAAUUGUGCAAACAGAGUGUCGGAAGUGUCCCCAGAUAGGCAAGUGUCACUGGAAUCCAGUGUCAACUUAAGCCCACCCAUAAAACAAUACUAAUAAGUUAGGGUUUUCCCGCAACUCAGAGGCACUUGAAGUUCGUAGCCAUGCCACAUGUGGUUCAUCCUAGGAUUAGUUAUAUUGAAGACCUAAUCAAGGAUGAUGACGUAGAUAGCCUUGUGGCACUGGUUGAGUUACAAUUGUCAGAGGAGAAGAGCCUUAGAAUAGACUGUGAGCUUGACCUGGCCCACGUUAUCAGGUGUGUUAUUUCCCAUGAAGCGGUGAGAUGUGCCACCGCGUUGUUCCACGGGAAGACUGAACUAGUAAAGGAUAUUAAUGUAACAACCAAGAGUGGAUAUUACCCGUUACAUUAUGCGGCUCAAAGUUUAUCACCUAGGAUGAUAAAACUCUUUUUGGAGUUUGGAGCAAGACCUGAUGUGAUGUGUAUUGAUUAUGGGGGUAAGGAUGUUGGACUCACCCCGCUAGUAGUGGCUCUCAGAACGGCAGUCUGCAACAACAAAGCUGUCCUUGAUUGGUCUCCUUCCGAGUCUAUCUUUAAGUUGAUCUUUUUACUCUGUCUCCCGGAACUGCAAGAGCCACUAGAGGCGAUAAAAUUGCUUGCUUUCAAAACUGAAGAGCUUCACAUGACGAGUAUGUCCUUGGCACGCUGUGGAAAACUUCUCGAACUAGCUGUUCUGCUUAUGGUGGCUUGGGAAAAAUUGUUAAAUAAAGCUAAUGUUGAUGACAUCCCCCCCUUAGAACAAUGCAUUAGGAAAGAGUUACAAUGGACAGUUGUUGAGAAGACUAAAUUGUUUUGUCGCAUGGGUUGUAAUGAGGUGCUCAACGCACAUAAGCGUAGAGAGAAGUUGUUGCUCUCUGCAGGUCUGAUGCUUCACCUUUUUAAUCGAGUCGGCGGUGUUCUUGACAAGUUUCGUCUUUCAGAAAGAACACAGCCAAUUCUUCGACAUGUUCUCGCAGUAGAAUUUGCUGAUUGUAUGAAAGCAGCUGGGUUCAAGUUGGAGAUUAAGGGCACUCGUGAAGAUAUCAGGUUUUUGAUCAAACAACCAAAGAUGCCAGCCCGUCUCACAACUGAAGAAAAGAUUAAGAGGCUAAGGCAAGCGCCGUCACUUUAUAAAUAUCCGGUGUUUCCACACGAGCCUCGUCCGCCUCCCUUUUCUGGCACUUUGUUGAAGCCUUUCCACACUUGUUCAUUGCCUUGUGCCAAUCAAUUUGCACCACUGACAUUUCAUCCAUUAAGAUCCCUGCGCGAUGUGCCAGUAGGUUUGAAGUUCUUAAACACUAAGGGAUGGAAUUUGUUUGCCUCAUCCCUUAAAAGAGGCAUCCGCUUUGCCCUCAAAUAACUAUUUAUUUGACGGCAUUAGUCUGUUUGGUGUUCGGGUGUUCAUUCUUUGCUACUACUAUCUUCUAACCUUGGUCGCACUUUUGUGUCUAUUGGUUAAUUUCUACUUACAUUCUCUCGCCCUAGACAUAUUCUUUUGUAAGAUUGUGUUGGGGUUGUUGUAAUAGUAGUUGUAUGUUUGGAAGAAAUAUAUUAUGUCAAAUUAUGUAUUUGGUUAUCAGUGGGCAAGGGGUGGGGGU
This is a messenger RNA of Cuscuta campestris, 1836 nucleotides long. The record is from the annotation of a GenBank genome assembly. NCBI's taxonomy places the organism in Eukaryota, Viridiplantae, Streptophyta, Magnoliopsida, Solanales, Convolvulaceae.